Molecule: messenger RNA, 2995 nt
Organism: Gadus macrocephalus (Pacific cod)
Lineage: Eukaryota; Metazoa; Chordata; Actinopteri; Gadiformes; Gadidae
Product: B-cell linker protein-like
Exons: 19
Coding region: 845-2104 (419 amino acids)
Biological process (GO): cell surface receptor protein tyrosine kinase signaling pathway; intracellular signal transduction
Source: RefSeq, a predicted model, not a curated record
UGCAUUUUAAUCAGUAUUAAGUCAACAGUUGGUUGAAUUAGUAUUAACAAAAUUAGGCUGCCUUUUUACAAUUGUUUAUGUCACGGUUGGAAGCUUUUAGCUGAAAUUGAAAAAUAAAGUGUUUUAGCAUUAUUGUAAGCAUACCGAAAAUGUUUUCCUUGAAGUUCCCUGGUUCAGAUUCAUCUCCUGUCACAAUGUCCCGUACCUCAGCAGAUAAACCAGCCCCACUCCCUACUCUUCAAGAAGCUGAGCAGCAACAUGCUCUAUGAGCUUGGCAUAAAGGCAGGCUUUCCUUUGGUGGAUUUCUAUAAUAGGAAAUAUGUUUUUCAAUCUUCAUAAUGUCAAAUUUAUUAAUACUUAAACCUUUAUAAUUAUAGUUAUUCUAUUUAUUGUAUUCACUAUUUUGCCAUUAGAGUGUAUAUGAUGCUCAACGGUGGCCUUCCAAUACUAGUAGAAAUUGCACUACAAGAGAGUUGAGAGCCUAAAAUUGUAAACAACUAAGAUAAUGUAGCUAUUCAUUUGUUUAUAUGAGGUGUGGUAACGGAAAAAUGUGAUGUGCUGAGGAUGUGGGUCCUCAAAUCUCUGGUGGCUUUCCUGGUGUGUGUGUGUGUGUGUGUGUGUGUGUGUGUGUGUGUGUGUGUGUGUGUGUGUGUGUGUGUGUGUGUGUGUGUGUGUGUGUGUGUGUGUGUGUGUGUGUGUGUGUGUGUGUGUGUGUGUGUGUGUGUGUGUGUGUGGGGGGGGGGGGGGGGGGGGGGGUGCAGGACUGAAAAGCAGAAGUGAUAAUUGCAGCUGGGGGUUUAAUGAAUUCCUCCCCACUUCAUGACCAAGUAAUGACUGAACCAGCAUGGAACAAUUCAGUCGAUUUGCUGCUCCCGCAACCUCAAAGCUUCGGCAACUCCAGAAAAUUGUUCAGGACAUCAGUAAUAACGAAGACAGCCUCCUUAACAAAUGGCGACGACACAGAGACAAACACGGCCCCAAAGUUCCAGACAGGGAUUACCCAGUGGAUCAUUUUGAGGACACUGAGAGAUGGUCUGAUGAGAGUGACUAUGAGGAACCCCCUGAUGCUGAUGGCUACGAGGAUCCCCCAACCCACCAGGUCUUCACCCCGUCCUCCUCUGCGUGUUUCUCCAGAGACAACUAUGUCGACAGCUGCCGGAGAAUGUCCAGCCGGCUCUCCAGGAAGCCCUGGACCUCCACAACCACCAAACCGCUGCCCCCUGAGCCCUGCCCCGCGGCCGGCGAUAACGAGGAUUACAUUGAUCCAGAGAGGAGCAUCCGAGACAACAACAUAAAGCCUGCAGCGAAACCGCUACAGGGUGUAAAUAGCAGCCCUGUUGUGUCAAAACCCCUGCGGAAACUCCCGUGUAGUCCUGUUGUGUAUGAAGUUACUCUCCCAGAGGAGAAUAUUCCUCCAGUGAGCAGACAAACACAACCUUUGCAAACAAAACUCAGUACCAGACUCAUCAGCCCUCGUGUGAUCCUUGAACAAUCGGACACCGAAUUUGAAGCUUUUGACCCAGAUAUCAGCCAAACAAUCCCUAAGAUGAGCCGUGGCCAUCCCCCGCCUCCCAAGGCUUUCACAGCUGAUUUCAGACCACCCAUGAUUCCUCUUCCACAAAAACCGUACUCCCGCAGACAAGCCGAUCUCAGUUUGAUGGUUGCGAAUGGAUUGCAGGACAUGGACGAGGUUAAGCCAUUUCUCAACUCCGUUCUCGUAACAACUUUCAAGUCAGACAUUGAUAGACAACCCUGGUACGCCAACACGUGCGGCCGCAAGACCGCGGAAGAGCUCUUGAUUCAAUCUAACAGGGACGGCUCCUUCCUGGUGAGGCGGAGUACUGGGCAGGACCCGCAGCAGCCCUACACCUUGGUGGUGCUCUACAAGGGCAGGGUGUACAACAUCCCUGUGCGCUUCAUCCAAGCGACGCAGCAUUACGCACUGGGCCGGGAGAAGAGAGGACAGCAGCAUUUCAGCAGUGUUUCCAAAAUCAUCGAGAACCACCUUCAGAAUCCCCUGGUGCUGAUUGACAACCAUAGUAACAGCAGGGACAUCACCAAACUACGGCACCCAGUCAGGUCCCAGGUGGUCCCACAACGUUAAUCCAUGCACAAGACUGUCACAUGGGCAAAAGCUGCAUCUUCAUUGACUGAUGCAUCAGACAGCUGAUUGCAAAUCGUUGAGGGCACAAAUCCUCAAGCGCUCCAUGCUUGAACAUUUGCCCAGAAUUGGAGGGAUAAUCACUCACGCUGUACUUGAGUGUCUGUUUGAUUUCCACUUAAAGCGCAGCAGUGAUGUGUCGUUUCAAAUAGCUGUACAAGGCUGCAAGUAAGCCAGGACUUGACUGGGUGAGCUCACUACUCGAAUCAAACGGAACAAGUGAAAUACAGCUUCAAAUCCCAUGGAUGUCUGCUCUGAUUACAGCACCGUGUCCAUUUACUGUGGACAUCAGAACAUACUGUAAAUCAUUGCUAAGAGGGAUACAUUAUAACCAUUAGAAAUAAGAAUUGUAUUGGUUUCAGGAUGAGAAGCUAUAUUGUUUUAUGUUCAUUCUAAAUAUUUUUUUUUUAUUAAAGAUAAUGCGUGUUUUAUGUGUAAGGUGUCUACAACAAUGAUGAAACAAUGAAUUCACAAACUGUCCAUUUAUUAUGGGGUUUAAAAUGUAAUGCUGUAAUUCGUAUGCAGAUUGAAAGCAUAGCAAAUUAAAUAAAAAUACUAGGCACUUGGUGACAGAAAAUUCUCAGGUAAAUAUUUUGUACAGUACCUCUCAGAAUGUAUGUACAAUUAUAGAUCCUUUGUAACCCAAGAAAUAUACAUGUACAAAUAUAUCACAUUGUCAAUGGUUUUUUGAGCAUUCGCUCAUCUGCUGGGCUUCAUGGUUUGAGUUAAAUUUGUCCAAUGGUCCUUGGCUGAAUUAUCUUUUCCUGCAGAAGGAUUAUUAUACAGCAGAUGGACACUGAGGCUGAGAUUGUCAUAGGCCUUAUAAAAGGUGAG